This is a messenger RNA of Esox lucius (northern pike), 1516 nucleotides long. RefSeq names its product transmembrane protein 101 (gene tmem101). The record is from RefSeq and is a predicted model, not a curated record. NCBI's taxonomy places the organism in Eukaryota, Metazoa, Chordata, Actinopteri, Esociformes, Esocidae. The transcript has 4 exons. Gene Ontology annotation, biological process: positive regulation of canonical NF-kappaB signal transduction. Bases 6 to 773 code for a protein of 255 amino acids.
CAAUCAUGGCUGCCCCUAGCAGUAGGCAAGUGUUCCGGCUUUUCUGUCAGUUUGGAGCGUUUAUUUUAACUAGAUUCGGUUUCUGGAACUGUUUCACAAUGCUGAUGCUGUUUGCCGAGAGAGCAGAUGUAAAAAGGAAACCUGACAUCCAGAUUCCCUACCUGUACUUUGACAUGGGCGCAUCAGUGCUGUGCGCCAGUUUCAUGUCCUUUGGCGUGAAGAGGAGAUGGUUUGCUCUGGGGGCUGCCAUGCAGUUAGGGAUCAGCACUUAUGCAUCUUAUAUCGGUGAACAAGUACACUAUAGUGACUGGCUAAAGGUAAGGAUGUACUCCAGAGCACUGGCUGUCAUCGGAGGUUUCCUGGUGCUAGCCAGCGGUGCAGGGGAGGUGUAUAGACAGAAACAUCGCACUAAAUCGCUACAAUCAACUGGACAGGUCUUUAUAGGAGUCUACCUCAUCUGUAUGGUCUACUCACUCCAGCACAGUAAAGAGGACAGGAUGGCUUACCUGAACCACGUCCCUGGUGGGGAGAUUACACUAAUGCUGAUGGGACUCCUGUUUGGGACUCUGGCACUGUCCUUCCUCUCUGGCUGUUACGUCCGCUUGGCCUCUCAGGUCCUGGCUGUCGUUCUCCCCCUCGUUCUGCUCUUUAUCGACGGUAACCUGGGCUAUUGGCAUAAGACGUGCCAUGUAGAGUUCUGGAACCAGUUGAAGCUGAUGGGGCAUAAUGUGGGUAUAUUCGGGGCUGUGCUGAUUCUGGCUACUGAUGCCUGAGUGGAAAGGAACAUUCAGUCUUUCAUGCAGUGGAUGCCGUGGCUGUUCAAGGGAUUUCACAACAGGCCAUUACCUCAACUUUGGACUAAUGUAUCUGCAUCCAUUCCAAAUUGCAUCCUAUACCUUACUUAGUGCACUACAAGGUUACGAUGGGAGACUCAUCCACAGUCUCUUCGGACCCUUAGAUGAGCCGGUUCCCACAUCCAGCAGGAUAUUGUUGUGACUCGAUGCUCAUCCUUUUCUGAAAGCUAUGUGUGUGCUUUUAUUGAAUCCCAAAUAUCCCUUCCCCCCUCCCUUUGUCCAUGCAUGCCCCUACCAUAUUCCCAAGUGUUCCAAAGCUGAGGGAGCAGAAAUAAUUAAGGGUGUGGGGCUAAUAGAUAAAUGCUUCGCUCCACAAAGUGCUAUCCCAACAUGCAACAAAAUAUUUUGAGUUUCAGCAAUCUCUUUUUUUAUAUACAUUACAGUACUGUGCAAAAGUAAUAGGCACCUGAAAGUUGAACUGAAGUAAUUUAUUUGGAUAGUAAUGGUUUAUUUGGGGGCAAAAAAAUAUUUUCAUGUGUAUAUUUGUGUGUGUAUGUAUCUUUUUUAUUUUUUAUUAAAACAUUACCCAAAUAAAUGGCCUUAAUUUCACUUUAAGGUGCCUAAGACGUGCAAAAUUAGGCUAUACACAUUUGAUAUUUUUUACGUUAAAUACCAAAUAAAAUGUUGAACACUUACCAAGGAUGUCUUGGAAAAUGACUGUG